AUGUUUGCAAAAUUGAAGCAGUUGCCGAGGAUAUGGUCAAUUUCGAAGAUUGAUUGGGCAAUAUGGGUGGUAGCCUUUUUGGCGACAGCUUGUGUAGAUGUAAUUCAAGGACUGCUGAUCGGCAUUCUAUUCGCUCUGCUCACAACUUUGGCACGCCAACAGUGGCCGCAGUGGCACAUCCUGUCGAACAUACCUGGCACAAGUGAGUACAGGGAUAUAGAGCGAUACCAGCAGAUUCAUUUCAUCGAGAAUGUAAGCAUUGUACGUUUCGAUGCACCACUGCUGUUCACGAAUGUGGAGCAGUUCCGUGAAAUGGUAGACAUCGUCACAUCUAAGUGGAAUAAUGUCUCGUGUAACUCGGAACUGGAGCCCGAAGAAGAGUCUUCGCUCACCGAAGAUGGGACUACGCAGUGGGUUUUGUAA
Cooperia oncophora is the source of this 423-nucleotide messenger RNA. Lineage: Eukaryota; Metazoa; Nematoda; Chromadorea; Rhabditida; Trichostrongylidae. The record is from the annotation of a GenBank genome assembly.